AUGAUAUGUAUAGAAUGUGCCAAUACCAACAUCGAUUGUCUCUUCUCGCGAUAUAAGAGCGAAUAUAUCAAGCUUACGAUCUGUCCUGGUUGCGGAAAAAUCGCCGAUAAAUACAUCGAAUACGACUAUGUCAUACUCUUCAUCGAUAUUCUUUUGCUCAAGAAACAGGCGUAUCGCCAUUUGGCUUUCAAUGUCACAGAAUUAGAGCUUCUCAAGGAUACUCAAGUGCGGCCAAAUCACAAGAGCAAUGCUGAUUCGAAUGUAUCUGUGGUACUCCAAUGUUUCCAGUUCUUGUCUCGAUACAGAAGCCUAUUCAGAAUGAUGUUCUUAAUUAUACUCAUCGAAGUCUACCUAAUGUGGGCAUUUGAAGAGAAAAAGACUCAUAAUUCCAUCAGCAUGAGGUUCGUCCUUAACCAGGAUACCCUGUUUCAGUAUCUGUACUUCAUGGCAAAGCUGGUGGUGGAACAGCUUCUGCUCAACAUCAUGAUUCAGAUUCUCUUUAGAUAUGUCUUUGGAUGGGGAAAAAUUGAAAACAAAAAUAUAGGGAAAGAAUACCAAUACGGGUACUGGACCACAGUUUUACUAAUUGGUGUUCUUGUUCCAAGCUCCAUACGACUCUUUCCCAUAUUGAUGUUGAUAUGGCCUUACGACACAGCAACCAUAUCUACAACACUUAUUAAUAUCAUUUCUUCCAUCAACAAUAUCGAAGCCCUUCGAGUUGUCACCGAUUACAAAUAUCACACUAUUGUAUUCAUUCUAUCAGUAUCGGUAUUAUUCCAGUUGUCUUUCUCUAAGUUGUUCAUGAGUAUCAUUUUACACCACUAUUCCGCCAUUGGCUUGAAUGACAUUUUCAGAAGCGAAUACGAGGAGAUACUACAGCAAGUACGGGACUACAAACUGUGGGUACGAGCAGUUCAAGAAAGCAUCCUGUCAUAG
Scheffersomyces stipitis CBS 6054 is the source of this 936-nucleotide messenger RNA. It is a transcript of the gene ARV1, whose product is annotated as sterol homeostasis protein. The record is from RefSeq and is a predicted model, not a curated record. The transcript has a single exon. Gene Ontology annotation, cellular component: cortical endoplasmic reticulum; Golgi apparatus. The coding region runs from base 1 to 936 and encodes 311 amino acids. Gene Ontology annotation, biological process: sterol metabolic process; intracellular sterol transport; sphingolipid metabolic process. Lineage: Eukaryota; Fungi; Ascomycota; Pichiomycetes; Serinales; Debaryomycetaceae.